AUGCACACCUCGUCAUCGGCACACACCCUCUUGAACCGGCACGGCUGGUUCACUCCGUUAUUGUCACACAGCCAGGGGCAGGGGCGGCGCCUGGGGGUGCAGUCAGGAGGUGGGGGGGAUGAUGUGGCGGGCGAGGGAGGGGGAGUGGAGGGAGGAGGAGGCGAGGGAGGGGGAGGAGAGGGAGGAGGAGGCGAGGGAGAGGGAGGAGAGGGAGGAGGAGGCGAGGGAGGGGGAGGAGAGGGAGGAGGAGGCGAGGGAGGGGGAGGAGAGGGAGAAGGGGGAGAAGGGGGAGGAGGGGGAGAAGUAGGAGGAGGGGAAGGAGGGGGGGGUGGGGGGGAUGAUGUGGCAGGCGAAGGAGGGGGGGGUGGGGAGGCAACACCCGGAGGAGGUGGCGGGGAGGCCUUGUCUGGGGGAGGUGGGGGCGAUGACGUGGCAUUGGCAGGAGGAGGAGGUGCGGAGGCAACAACCGGAGGAGGCGGUGAGGGGGAAACACGUGGUGGAGGGGGUGAGGAGGCAACACCUGGAGGAGGGGGUGAGGAGGAAACACCUGGUGGAGGCGGUGCGGAGGCAGUUUGA
Closterium sp. Yama58-4 is the source of this 576-nucleotide messenger RNA. Lineage: Eukaryota; Viridiplantae; Streptophyta; Zygnematophyceae; Desmidiales; Closteriaceae. The record is from the annotation of a GenBank genome assembly.